GAAGAGAAAGAGAUGCUUGCGAAACAAACGCCAUUAACAAAACAAAUGCUCUCCGAGCUUCUACGAGCAAGUUCUUCAAAACCCAGGCAGCUUAAGAAGAUCCAUGCGAUUGUACUAAGGACAGGUUUCUCUGAAAAGAACAGCCUCUUAACCCAGCUGUUAGAGAAUCUUGUGCUUAUCGGUGACAUGUGUUACGCACGCCACCUGUUCGACGAAAUGCACAAGCCGAGGAUCUUCCUUUGGAACACUCUUUUUAAAGGGUACGUUAAGAACCAGAUCCCUUCUGAAAGUUUCUUACUUUAUAAGAAAAUGCGUGAUCUUGGUGUCCGUCCUGAUGAGUUCACUUACCCGUUUGGGGUGAAGGCGAUCUCCCAGCUGGGGUUUUUGCCCUGUGGAUCUUCCCUUCAUGCCCAUGUUGUCAAAAAUGGUUUUGAGUGUCUUGGGAUCGUUGCAACUGAGUUGGUGAUGAUGUACAUGAAGUUUGGUGAGUUGAGCUCAGCGGGGUUCUUGUUUGAGUCAAUGCAAGUCAAAGAUUUAGUGGCUUGGAAUGCGUUUAUUGCUGUUUGUGUUCAGACGGGAAACUCUGCUAUAGCUCUUGAGUAUUACCUCAAGAUGUGUGCGGAUGGAGUUCAGUUUGAUUCUUUUACAGUUGUGAGUAUGCUCUCUGCUUGUGGUCAGCUAGGCUCUUUAGAGGUCGGAGAAGAAAUUUAUGAUCGCGCGAGAAGAGAAGAGAUUGAUUGUAACAUAAUAGUCGAAAAUGCUAGGCUUGAUAUGCACUUGAAGUGUGGUAACACCGAAGCUGCGAGGGUAUUGUUCGACGAAAUGAAACAUAGGAAUGUGGUUUCAUGGAGCACGAUGAUCGUAGGAUAUGCAAUGAAUGGAGAUAGUGGAGAAGCCUUGGCAUUGUUCACUAUGAUGCAAAGUGAGGGACUCAGACCUAACUAUGUGACUUUUCUCGGAGUCCUCUCUGCUUGUAGCCAUGCUGGACUAGUGAACGAAGGGAAAAGGUAUUUCAGUCUCAUGGUUCGAUCGAAUGAUAAGAAUCUUGAGCCGAGAAAAGAGCAUUAUGCAUGUAUGGUUGAUCUCUUGGGACGCUCUGGUCUUCUAGAGGAGGCUUAUGAAUUUAUCAAAAAGAUGCCAGUGGAACCAGAUACGGGUAUCUGGGGAGCUUUGUUGGGUGCUUGUGCGGUUCAUCGUGAUAUGAUAUUGGGGCAGAAAGUGGCAGACGUACUUGUAGAAACAGCUCCUGAUAUUGGUUCAUACCACGUACUACUGUCUAAUAUCUAUGCAGCUGCUGGUAAAUGGGAUUGUGUUGACAAAGUAAGGAGUAAAAUGAGGAAGCUGGGCACUAAAAAGGUUGCAGCUUACAGUUCUGUUGAGUUUGACGGAAAAGUCCAUUUUUUCAAUAGAGGAGACAAAUCACAUCCGCAAUCAAAGGCAAUACAUGAGAAAUUGGAUGAAAUCUUGAAGAGGAUAAGGAACAUGGGGUAUGUUCCUGAGACGGGUUCGGUGUUUCAUGAUGUGGAAAUGGAGGAAAAAGAAUCUUCUCUCAGUCAUCACAGUGAGAAACUCGCUAUUGCGUUUGGACUCAUUAAUGGGAGAGCGGGACAUCCUAUACGGGUUAUGAAGAACUUGAGAACCUGUGAUGAUUGCCAUGUUUUCUCCAAGUUUGUUUCCAGGCUUACUUCGACAGAGAUCAUUAUGAGAGACAAGAACAGGUUUCACCACUUCAGGAAUGGUGUUUGCUCUUGCAGAGAGUUCUGGUGACUUCUUAUUGAUGUUCUGAUUAUUAAGAGGGAUCUGAUGAGAAAAUAUGCAUUCACAGAUUUGGAAUAUAACUGAUGCUGUGGAAUAGAUUCAGAAGAUGAGUUGAUGAUGCAAAGCCAAGUUAUUGAUCCAUUAAACUUUGUAGAUGGCAACAAAUCUUGAAGCUUAUUGUUUCAUUUGCUGCAUCAGUCAGAGAAGCCUGAAACAGAGAGACGCUAUUGAAUAAGGUAGCUAAGUCAAUCUGUACAUAAUAAUUACUCAUCAUUAAUGCUUGUUUGAGUCUUUAAUUUCUCAUUAAUUAUGUAGAUCUUUCCCUGCCUAACGUUUUUUUGCCAAUUAAUGGGUUUUGUAUCUUUCUUAG
Molecule: messenger RNA, 2128 nt
Organism: Camelina sativa (false flax)
Lineage: Eukaryota; Viridiplantae; Streptophyta; Magnoliopsida; Brassicales; Brassicaceae
Product: pentatricopeptide repeat-containing protein At2g01510, mitochondrial
Biological process (GO): RNA modification
Molecular function (GO): RNA binding; protein binding; zinc ion binding
Source: RefSeq, a predicted model, not a curated record